AAAGGGUCGGUGGCAUGAUCCGGCAGCCGGACGCGAGCUGCCGGAUCUUGGGCAGGACGAGCAGCGCACAUUUUGACGAGGAAAAGUCGAACUCGUCCGCUGUGCACUGGCUGCUGCUGCUGCUGCUGCUUUCAGGAGGAGCCGGAGGUCGUCGUCUGGCCCGAUUGGAGGAGCAAAUCCUCGGCCCGCGGCUGAAAGGAAGGAAGGGGAGGAAAGGAGGAAGGAAGCGAGCGGAGCUGUGAACCUAGGGACGGAAGAAUUUUGGCAGCGAUUUGAUCGAAUGUGAGUGAGGGAUUUGGCAGCAGAGGAGUCGAGUUUCGAGUCGAGGAGGGCGGGGCUCCGCACGGACAAUGACAGCGGGAACAGGAAUCCAGACGGUGGAAUCGGGCCACCAGGAUGUGGUCCACGAUGUGCAGAUGGAUUAUUACGGGAAGAGAGUAGCUUCUUGUUCCUCGGAUCGCUCAAUCAAGCUGUUUGCCGUCUCGGCGGGAUCAGAUCCGCCGGCAGCAUUGGUCACUUUGGAGGGCCACGAGGGGCCCGUUUGGGAAGUGGCUUGGGCGCAUCCCAAGUUCGGUUCAAUUAUCGCUUCGUGUUCCUACGAUCGGAAGGUGAUUAUCUGGAAAGAGGGAGCGGAGAACGAGUGGACGCAGGCCCAGGUUUUUGCAGAGCAUGAAGCGUCCGUGAACAGCAUUUCUUGGGCACCGCAUGAGUUCGGGUUGGUGCUGGCCGCGGGAUCUUCCGAUGGGACCAUUUCCGUGUUCACUCACAAGGCGGACGGUACGUGGGAGAAGAAGAAGAUUGAGCAGGCGCAUCCGGUCGGAGUCACCUCGGUUUCUUGGGCCCCGUCCUCAGCUCCAGGUUCUCUCGUGGGUGAGAACACCGGAUUGGUGCAAAAGUUAUCUUCUGGCGGCUGUGACAACACUGUGAAAGUGUGGAAGUGUCACGAUGGGAACUGGCGUAUGGAUUGCUUCCCCCCUCUCUCGAAACACAAGGAUUGGGUCAGAGAUGUCGCGUGGGCUCCUAAUCUAGGGUUGCCCAAGAGCACGAUCGCCAGCGCUUCGCAGGAUGGAACCGUGGUGAUUUGGACACAAGGGAAGGAAGGAGAUCAGUGGGAAGGCAGGGUGUUGAAUGAUUUCCAAACUCCCGUGUGGAGAGUGAGCUGGUCUCUCACUGGCAAUAUCCUGGCUUGUGCCGACGCAAACAACAGGGUGACCUUGUGGAAGGAAGCCGUUGAUGGAGAGUGGUCGCAGGUUUCUACUGUUUAACUGGCCUCGAUGGCUUGUGUUGUUGAGAAGUACAGGGUUUCUGAUUAUGCAUGCACGCGUAGCAGGCAACUUCCCCACUCUGUGCGGUGUAGAGUAGCGAAUAGGAAUUAGACUUCUUAAAAGUUCCGGCAUUGCUUAUGAGCCUCGCACAAAACGUCUUGGCAGUCUGUAUGCUCCUGGAUGACGGAGGCAGGUACUGCUUUCAGGAGGGAAAGUUGAUAUCAAUGAGGAACUUUGUCAAUAGCAGUGUUCCGCGACGGUAUUUUGUAGGAAGGGGAAGUUCAUUCAUGAGAGGCUUGUGUCACGGGGACACUCAGCAGGAGAUUCUUGUGAGCUAUUUUCAGGUGACAAGACUGUUCAUAUUGAAGACAAAAUUUGGCCCAAAUGUCAGGGUAACUUCCAAUCAGCGAUAAAUUCAACUCCGCUUCUUGCUUGCUACC
This is a messenger RNA of Marchantia polymorpha subsp. ruderalis, 1705 nucleotides long. The record is from the annotation of a GenBank genome assembly. NCBI's taxonomy places the organism in Eukaryota, Viridiplantae, Streptophyta, Marchantiopsida, Marchantiales, Marchantiaceae.